AUGGAUGAAAAUGAUGAUAGAGAGAUCAAAUUACAGAGAGCUUCCGGUGACUUGGUCAAGGAAUUCUCCGCCAAGCUGCCAUCUCUACUCUGGAAACCGCGGAAUGAGGAGAGACAAAGUAUUCGAGUCCCACGAAGAUGGACACAUGCUGCCAAGGCAGAGAGACUUAUAAACCUUGUAAGAGCAUUUAAUCUCUACAGAUUGUCGAUAUACUUCGCUCACAGCGUUACUCUACAGCUUGAGCCUUUCCAAGAAUGGCCGCAGCUGCUAGACCCACAUUUACAGCAGCUUCUACCUCCUCUGGUGGAUGCUUUCCUUGCCUACCUGGUCAAGUAUCGUGACCAAUAUGGCUCCAGAGCCCCCAGUUCUGAGCAGCAGGUACUGUAUCCCCUGCCACGGGCCAUCUGUCGGCUUCUCUACACCUUUUGCAAGGUCCGCGGGGUCAAAGUUAUCAGUCGCUUUUUGAACAAUGAGCCUAAGUACCUUGAUCAUAUGUUGCGGGCGUUUAUCGAGUGGGAUGCACUCGCGAUGGGUGAAUCUUAUGGGGAAACUUCGCGGCAGUUCGUUUGGGAGGAGCGCUACGUGAUGCUGACCUGGCUUUCACAUUUAUUGCUCGCCCCCUUUGACCUUGCCUCCUUGUCCUCGGAUGAUAUCCCGGUACCGUUCGACAAUCUGUGUCAAAUCAAGCCUUUACCGGCGCAUGCGCCAAUGGUAGCAAAGUCUCUACUUUCGGUGGCACUGAAAUAUGUCAAUGUCCCUGGCAAAGAACGGGAGGCUGCCACGCUUUUGCUUGCGCGGCUGAUUUUGCGGCGGGAUAUGCAAGCCCUUGGGCUCCUGACUAAUCUUACAGAAUGGGCGUUUGCAGUCCUGGAUCCUGGAAAAAGCGAAGAGCUUCCUUCUGUCUAUACGUGUAUCGGCGUUUUGUCUUUCCUGGGACGAUUGGGCGCUUCAGGGCAGGUGGAUGAGUUCGCACCCUUGAUCAUUACCACCUUUGAACGCAUUCUGCAUAUUGCACAGGAGCGAACGGGUGUAUCUGAGAUCAUCAGUUCGUCUGCUCUUGCUCGCAAGAUUAUCAUCAAGAUUCUGCGAUCUGUGACAGUCAUGGCACUGUCACUUAGUGAAAGAACAAAGAGCCCAAUCUCAGAGGACAAAGUUUCUUCGAUUCUGGAAGAUUCAAUCGACCAUUUGUUGGUGUCUCUCGCCGACAAGGAUACACCUGUCCGCUUCGCCGCAAGCAAAGCACUCAGUAUCAUCACUCUAAAGUUGGACCCGGCCAUGGCGUCCGAAGUCAUUGAGGCUGUCACUGGCUCCUUAGAAGAGAAUAUACUUUACGAGAAGUCGGAUGGCACAAUUGUCGCACCGUUCGAAGCGCGAAAGAUCGGAUUGCAUUUACUUAAGCGAAACCUGAAUGCGGUAGAUGCGCAAAGGUGGCAAGGCUUGAUACUCACGCUGGGGCAUUUACUCUUUCGACGCGCUCCUCCAACCCAUCAACUUCCACAUGUACUGCAGCCGCUAGUCUCCGGUCUCGAUUUUGAACAAAGAUUGUCUACGGGAAGCUCGGUAGGCACCGGCGUUCGAGAUGCUUCGUGUUUCGGAAUAUGGGCAAUUUCUCGCAAAUACACAACCCAGGAACUGUUGACCUUGGACACGCAAACUAUAAGCACCGCGUCGCGUCAAGAUGAAAAGAGCGUCUUGCAGAUGCUGGCAACAGAAUUAGUUUGUGCCGCUUGUAUGGAUCCUUCAGGAAAUAUCCGAAGAGGCGCCUCUGCUGCUCUGCAGGAGCUGAUUGGCCGCCAUCCCAACACCAUUACUGAGGGAAUUCCAUUGGUUCAGGUGGUGGAUUAUCAUGCAGUUGCGAGACGAUCACGAGCGAUGAUUGACGUUGCGAAAGCCACCGCUGCACUAAGUCACCAUUACUGGAGUCCCCUUGUGGAAUCUCUCUUGGGCUGGCGAGGAAUCGGGUCUCCUGAUGCUGAGUCCAGAAGACAGGCUGCAAAAGCAAUCGGAGAACUCAGUAUCCACCAAUCGUGCAGGACGAUUAGCGUAGUGCUUCACCGAUUACGGCAUAAGCUAUCGAGUCUUCCUCGUGGAGACGUUGAAGCGAGACAUGGCUGUUUGCUGUCUAUUUCCGCUACAGUAGAUGCCUUUAAUGCGCACAAAGCCACAGCGGCGGCCAGCAAGGAGAAAUCCGAAGCCAUUCUCGUUGCCCGGCAAGUUACUGACCUCUGGGACAUUUUUAGCUCUGCAGUCGGCCCUACCAAGGAUGACCUAACACUCCAGAUUUCUCGACCGGAGUUGACAGCUGAAGCCACAUCGUGCUUGAUUCGUUCGCUUUCCCAAUCAGUUACCCAAGGAAUUGAACCUACUUGUUCUCAGCCAUCAUCUACUGCACUGGACAGAGCACACGGGACCCUCUUGCUAUGUUUAUCCCGCAGUGAAGAUAUUGCUAUAGAAACAUCAUCUGAAGCUGUAUCCGAGUUCUUCCCUCUUCUACCAUCAUCUCAACAGGAGGAAACGAUACAAGAUUGGUUCGCACACAUUCGUGCUACCUGGAAGCUGCCAACGGGCAGAGGGCAGAUCUCGGCUCUAGGGGCGGUGUUCAGGCAGCUUGAACCUGACAAUAUUUUCAGACAGUUUGUGAUUGAGACGUUGCUUCGCUGCACUGAUAAGGAGGAGCUGAUCGAGAAGAGGGUAGCAGCGGUCAAGGGCUUGACUACAGGGGUUCUGCCCUAUAUCUGUGAGUUUAACAUAUAUCAAAUGAAACAAUCUGCUGACUUCAGGGCAGCUAUCACGGAGGACAUUGCGAAUCAUAUCAUUAGCUUUCUGAAUGACUACACAACCGACAGGCGAGGCGAUGUAGGGUCCUUGCUGAGACUGGAGGCAAUUCAAGCAGCAAAGAUUAUCCUUCGAUAUCAAUCUCGUCCGGAAUCUCGCUCUAUCUAUGCUCGGAGUAUAGUGGGCUGUCUUUGCCGGCUUGCUGCAGAAAAGUUGGACAAAGUCCGGCUACAGGCUUGGAUGUGUCUACAGGAUUUCUGGGCGUCCGCGGAAGACUUUCCACCGUUAUUGGAAAAAUAUGACCAUUUCAGCCACGUGUCUUCCACCGAAUACUUCGUCCAAUUACUUCAGCUGCAGGCGAUCGAUUGGCUACGCUUACCAUUGUUUCAGGGAUUGGCAACAUCUGCGGUUGCGGGUGCUGAAGGGCUUGUCCGUUCUACUCGCCUAGCACUGGUGCAGAGCCUCGGCAGCUACAAUGGGACGGAGCAGCAGACCGAAGUGCUUGCCAUUUUGAAGGACCUUGGAGUCAUAUUGAGCGAUAAUCUACACGAUGACCGCUACGCCAUACCGUCAAUGGAACUUGCAGCCUUUCUCGUGGAUGGUUAUGUCUCCUCCGUGACUGAAGCGUCUGAAUCAAGCCUAUGCGCCUCUGUGUCGGUUGGGACACCUAAGGGCAGAGGUCCUGAAGAAGAUGGUCUCAAUGCUCUUGCAUCCAUUCCCCAGGAUCCGUUCAAUUGUAGCAGACUACCUAUUCAUGGAAACAGGUUCAGACCUUGUGAGGGACGAGGAUUGGACCAAGCCCCCGAAGCAACUCAAGGGUCAAGUCGAUAA
This is a messenger RNA of Aspergillus fumigatus Af293, 3606 nucleotides long. RefSeq names its product putative tubulin-specific chaperone D. Gene Ontology annotation, biological process: tubulin complex assembly; post-chaperonin tubulin folding pathway; microtubule cytoskeleton organization. NCBI's taxonomy places the organism in Eukaryota, Fungi, Ascomycota, Eurotiomycetes, Eurotiales, Aspergillaceae. Bases 1 to 3606 code for a protein of 1201 amino acids. The transcript has 4 exons. The record is from RefSeq and is a predicted model, not a curated record. Gene Ontology annotation, molecular function: GTPase activator activity; beta-tubulin binding.